Molecule: messenger RNA, 1458 nt
Organism: Perca fluviatilis (European perch)
Lineage: Eukaryota; Metazoa; Chordata; Actinopteri; Perciformes; Percidae
Product: extensin-like
Exons: 4
Coding region: 111-1310 (399 amino acids)
Source: RefSeq, a predicted model, not a curated record
CCUGUAGCCGCUUUUGAUUGGUUGUUGAAGCAGCCGCUCGCAGAGAACGUUCCAGUUUCAAAAAGCUGCGGCAAAGCAGAGUCCGUCAGCUCGUCCCAUCGCCAGGAGUCAUGUGCAACAGAAUGAAGUGUGAAGGAACAGGGAAAAGCGCUACUGUUUACUUUGCCGCAGCUGUUAUUCUGACGUGUUAUUUGGCGCACACGGUAGACUGUAAUCGACUGAAGAAAACGGAGUGGCGGAAAGAAGCCGAUGCAGCCAGAAGGAUAGGUUUCACAGAGGGGCAAAUUGUGUUCGGGAGAGUUUUUGAGAAAGGGUCAGGUCUUGGGUCACAAGUCACACACCGGACCAAUAAGUUGUCCUCAAACGCAUCUGUAGAGGAGGACGCUGCAUAUCAAGCCGACUCUGCAGGCUGGGUGAAAGGACGAACACCACAUGCUAAUUCUAGAGAAGCCGCAUGGAAGCGCAUGUCUCCCUCCUUGCAGUGUGGUUGGGACCAGUUAAAGUUCAGAGCAGUGGGACCAGGAGCAUUACGGUUUGCUGUGGAACAAGUCCCUUCCACCUGUGGCUACAGCAUGCAGAGGAACUCUCUUGCGCUUGUCAUGUUGGUUCCCUAUGAUGGCUGCAACGUGGUUCAAGAGGUUGGAAGUUAUGUGCUCCUUAUGCAUUGGCAGGGAAGUCCAGUCUCACUCUGGUGUCCCAAACCUCCAACACCUGCACCAACCACUGUACAAUCAGCAGCCACAGAUCCUCUUCCUUUCUACCCACUGCAAGGUCUACCAUAUUUCUUUCCUCCAUAUCCUAUCAAUCCCCAAUAUCCAACUCCUGAGCCAGAGACUACUACACCAAUGGCUCUCCCUGAACAACCCCAAGAUCCUUUCAAUCCAAGAUCUUUCAAUCCCCAAUAUCAAAUUCCUGAGCCAGGGACGACGACACCACCACCAACUGUCCCUGAACGUCACCGCGUCCACUUUCCCCAUUAUUUUUACAAUCCCCAGUAUCCUUUCUAUCCCCAACAUCCAACUCUUAAACUAGAGACGACAACGACACCACCACCAAAGGCUCGCCCUGAACGACCCCAUGUCCCUCGAUAUCCUUUCCAUCCCCAAUAUCCGACUCGUAACCUAGAGAUGACACCACCACCAAAGCCUUGCCCUGAACGACCCCAUGUAUACUUUCCUCGAUAUCGUUUCAAUCCCCAAAAUCCAACUCGUAAACUAGAGAUGACGACACCACCAACGUCUCGCCCUAAACGACCCAAUGUCCGCUUUGCUCAAUAUCCUUUGCAUCCCCAAUAUCAUUUCAAUCCCUGAUAUCCAACUCCUGAGGCAGAAAUGACCCCAACUACAUCAAAGAAAAUGGCUCAACUUCAGCACGUUCACCUUAAAUUUCCUUAUAUCCUCAGUUCUAUCUCCCUUAUUCAGGCUACCCUUCUAAUAAAUGGUUUGAGUAAGUGACUGA